AUGAUUGAUGAUUCUCAAUAAAUUAUAAAGGAAAUGAUCUAAAGUAAUUCGAUACAGCAGUUAAUGGAGUUUAUGAACAAAGUCAAACCAAACAUUUUAAAUUUAGAUUGUGGUAGGAAAUAAACAAUUCUACAUAUUGCUGUUUAGAGAAAUGAUUACCCAUUUUUAAAAUUUCUUGAAUAAUACUCUAUUGACAAUUAUAAGGAGAACGAGAUUAGAAAAUUAGUUAAUACAUACAAUAUCGAAAUCUUCACAGCCCUUCAUAUUGCAUCUUAUAAUGGGAAUGUGGAAGCUGUGAAGAUCCUACUCAACAUCGGUGCUGAUUCUGCACUUAAAAGUGGUUCUGGCUUAUUGCCUAUACAUGCAGCAGCUUAAGGAGAUUAACCAUAUAUGGUGGUACAAUGUUAUUUUGUAUAAAAGUGGUAUUGGUUAUAAUAAGGAAUCUCAAUCAAUGUACAAGAUGAUGCUGGAAAUACUUGUUUGCAUUGGGCAGCCUAUUAGAAUUGUGAAUUAACUGUGAGCUAUUUGAUUUCAUUUGGAUGCAAUGUUGAUUCUAAAAACAAUGAACAAUAAACUGCACUACACAUUGGGGCAUCUUACGGAUAAAAUAGGGUUGUGAAGAAACUACUAAUCAAGGGUGCUUAAAGAAACAUAGAAGAUGUAGAAGGAAAAUUACCAAUCAAUUUGACUGAAUCUCUCUAGAUUAAGAAAAUGCUUGAAGAUAAAACUGAUUUGGCUUUAUUCUAUAAUUUGAAAUAGCCAUAUCAUCCAAUUAAAAGAAAUAGAAAAUCCAUUAUUGUUUACUACUUUGUAGUUUUGACUUCCCAAAGUUGCAUUGUUAACAUCAUAUAGGAGAUCUAGGGAGGGUUAUUGUUCAUAUUUUAUUAUGUUUUUCUGGCUAUUCUACUCUUGGCUUCCAUUUUGACAUAAUGCUGUGAUCCUGGAAUAAUUACCUUACAUCUCACUAUUCAAGAAGCUAUUGAAUAAUAGAUAGAUCCUAUCAAUAUCUGUCCAGAUUGUUGGGUUAUUAAACCUUAAAGAUCAAAACAUUGUGAAUUUUGUAAAAAAUGUGUUAUUGUCUAUGAUCAUCACUGUCCAUGGAUAAAUAACUGCGUUGGAGCCAAAAAUUUACUAUAUUUUUAUGUCUACCUCAUUUCUCUAAUCAUAAUCUAGCUUUAUUCAGCAAGCAUAAUUGUUUACUACUUUUUUAUAUCCGAUGACUUAUCUUUGAACGACUAUCUAAUAAUGCUAUAUCCAAUUUUGAACAUAUUCAUCUUCAUUACUCCAAUUUUUCUUCUAUGUAUAUACUAAACAAAGAAUUUAUAUUAUGGACUCACCACUUAUGAAAGAAUAACCGGAUAAAAGAUAAGCCUCAAAUCCAGCCUAUUAGUUCCUUAAGAAAAUAUUCAAGAUUCAUAGUCUGAAGAAUUAAAAGUAGAACCAUCUAUAUAAAAUUGCUAUAAUUAGUGUUUCAGAAAUAAGAAAAAAUUUAAAAAAUAUACAUGA
Paramecium tetraurelia is the source of this 1506-nucleotide messenger RNA. RefSeq lists its product as uncharacterized. Gene Ontology annotation, molecular function: palmitoyltransferase activity; protein binding. The record is from RefSeq and is a predicted model, not a curated record. The transcript has 9 exons. Lineage: Eukaryota; Ciliophora; Oligohymenophorea; Peniculida; Parameciidae.